UGAGGUGAAAGUGGAAUAUUCUCCAAUUAAUGUAAGGUAGUAAAGUUGGCCAUUUUGCAUGGUGGGAAGGGAUGAGGAAUCUCAUGUACAAAACAUUUUUUGUGCCAAAAUUAAUUUGGGCAAAAGCAUUUUCUUUUUCAACUUUAAGCCCUUUUUUUUUCGAUAUUUAUCUUAAAUUGAGAAUACAUAUAUUCUUUGACAUAUUGUUUUGAAGUUCUUUGCUUUAAAGCUAGGGGAGUCCUCCCUCUCUUCUCUUUGUGGGGGUUCAAGAGAAGUGAGCAUAGGGGGAGGUAGAGGAGAGGUGAUGCAAGAGAGGAAGGUGAUGGACAUCAGUUUGAAGGACCUCUCUAUGAAACUUGAAGAAUUUGCCAAGGCUAGAGAUUGGGAAAAGUACCACAGCCCUAGGAACUUACUCCUUGCUAUGGUUGGUGAAGUGGGAGAGCUAUCAGAGAUAUUUCAAUGGAGAGGAGAGGUAGAUAAAGGCUUACCAAAUUGGGAAGAAUCAGAGAAGGAGCAUUUAGGGGAAGAGUUAUCUGAUGUGCUACUAUACCUCAUUAGGUUGGCUGAUAUCUGCGGCAUUGAUCUUGGUGAUGCCGCCUCCAAGAAAAUUGUCAAGAAUGCCAUCAAAUACCCACCCAAGCUUUUCUAAUUGUUAACAAAUGUUGCACUAGGAAAUUUUGUUUGGUGAGUGAGAAAAGUGAUUUUGUUGAAAUACCCAUUUCAAAGAAAAUGUUGUUCUUAUUUCUGUGGAAAUACUUAUGAGGUGUCUACCGAAGACCUUAUAAUUUGUGUGUUUUGUAUCACUUUGGUUUUUUUUUGGUCCUGAAACAAUAAAAAACAGAACACCAUUGAAGCUUGUA
Camellia sinensis is the source of this 860-nucleotide messenger RNA. RefSeq lists its product as uncharacterized. Lineage: Eukaryota; Viridiplantae; Streptophyta; Magnoliopsida; Ericales; Theaceae. Gene Ontology annotation, molecular function: nucleoside triphosphate diphosphatase activity. The record is from RefSeq and is a predicted model, not a curated record. Gene Ontology annotation, biological process: nucleoside triphosphate catabolic process.